Messenger RNA from Myripristis murdjan (pinecone soldierfish), 5423 nucleotides. It is a transcript of the gene grin2bb, whose product is annotated as glutamate receptor, ionotropic, N-methyl D-aspartate 2B, genome duplicate b. The record is from RefSeq and is a predicted model, not a curated record. The transcript is spliced from 15 exons. Gene Ontology annotation, molecular function: ligand-gated monoatomic ion channel activity; signaling receptor activity. Gene Ontology annotation, cellular component: membrane. Lineage: Eukaryota; Metazoa; Chordata; Actinopteri; Holocentriformes; Holocentridae. Gene Ontology annotation, biological process: monoatomic ion transport. The coding region runs from base 90 to 5423 and encodes 1777 amino acids.
CUUCAUCCGAGGCUAUGAGAGGAGGAGUUGAAUCCCAGAUCAAACCAUCAUGCCAGUUCUGAAGACUAGAGAGGAGAUCUGGGCUGGCAAUGUACAAGGGAUUGCAUUUACACUCCUCCACAAUGCUUGUCAGCCUCCGCCUCUCUACCUCCCGUCUUCAGGACAGGCGCUUCAUCUCCCCCUCCUCCUCCUCCUUCCUCCCACCCCCUCCUCCCGAACACUCGUCACAUCACCCCCAUCCCCAUCUGCGGCUGACCCUGCCCUCCCUCUCCCUGUCCUUCUCUCUGCUCCUUCUCUCCAUUCUUCUCCUGCCCAUCUGCGAGUCCCGCAGGGGUGGCGGUCCAGGUGGAGGUCCAGGCACAGGGCCCGGAGGUGCCCAGGGGGGACAGGGUGGCCAGAGGGGUGGCAGCAGCCAGCGGGGUGUUCUCAUCCCACCUCACUAUCCUCAAGGCUCACCCCCUAUACCGCCAAUCAGUCCCAAACUGAUCAACUCACUGAGCAUCACUGUCAUCUUGGUGGGCAACUCUAGUGAAGUAGCCCUGGGAGCUGGACUUGAGAAAGAGGACUUUCUUCACAUCCCUUACCCUCCCAAAGUUGAAGUGGUCACCAUGAAUGAGACUGACCCCAAGAGUAUCAUCAAUCGGAUCUGUACCCAGAUGACGAGGAACUCGGUGCAGGGCGUUGUGUUCGGUGACGACACAGACCAGGAGGCCAUCGCCCAGAUCCUGGACUUCAUCUCUGCCCAGACACACAUCCCCAUCCUGGGCAUCAGAGGAGGGUCCUCCAUGGUCAUGGCUGCCAAGGACGACCACUCCAUGUUUUUCCAGUUUGGUCCGUCCAUCGAGCAGCAGGCAUCAGUCAUGUUGAACAUCAUGGAGGAGUAUGACUGGUACAUCUUCUCCAUUGUCACCACAUACUACCCUGGCUACCAGGACUUUGUCAACAAGGUCCGUAGUACCAUCGAAAACAGCUUUGUGGGCUGGGAGCUGGAAGAAGUCCUCCUACUGGACAUGUCGAUGGACGAUGGAGAUUCCAAGAUCCAAAACCAGCUGAAGAAGCUGCAGAGCCCUGUUAUUCUGCUCUACUGCACGAAAGAGGAAGCCAGCACCAUUUUUGAGGUGGCCCACUCUGUAGGCCUGACCGGCUACGGCUUCACCUGGAUUGUCCCGUCACUGGUGGCCGGAGAUGCCGACCAUGUCCCGUCCGUCUUCCCCACAGGGCUUAUCUCGGUGUCAUAUGACGAAUGGGACUACGGCAUCGAGGCCAGGGUACGUGAUGCAGUGGCUGUCAUCGCCACGGCGACCUCCACUAUGAUGCUGGACCGGGGGCCACACACCCUGCUGAAGUCCAGCUGCCACGGGCCACCCGACAAAAAGGGCUCCAGCACCGGCAACUUGAACAAUGAAGUACUGAAGUAUCUAAUGAAUGUGACUUUUGAAGGCCGUAACCUGUCAUUUAGUGAAGACGGCUACCAGAUGCACCCAAAACUGGUCAUCAUUCUGCUGGACAAGGAUAGGCAGUGGGACAGGGUUGGCAAGUGGGAGAGAGGCUCUCUGACGAUGAGGUACCAUGUGUGGCCUCGUUUUGAGAUAUACUCAGGAGCGGAGGAGCGGGAGGACGACCACCUGUCCAUCGUGACUCUGGAGGAGGCGCCAUUUGUCAUAGUGGAGGACGUGGACCCGCUCAGUGGAACCUGUAUGAGGAACACGGUGCCGUGCCGCAAGCAGCUCAAACUCAUCAAUCAGACAGGCGAGUCGGGGAUUUACAUCAAGCGCUGCUGCAAGGGUUUCUGUAUUGACAUCCUUAAGAAGAUUGCCAAGACGGUCAAGUUCACCUACGACCUCUACCUGGUCACCAAUGGCAAACACGGCAAGAAAAUUAAUGGGACGUGGAACGGCAUGGUUGGAGAGGUGGUGUUGAAGAACGCCCACAUGGCAGUGGGUUCACUCACCAUUAAUGAGGAGAGGUCGGAGGUCAUCGACUUCUCCGUGCCGUUCAUUGAGACGGGGAUCAGUGUCAUGGUCUCCCGUAGCAACGGAACCGUCUCCCCCUCUGCCUUUCUUGAGCCCUUCAGUGCGGAUGUCUGGGUGAUGAUGUUUGUAAUGUUGCUGAUCGUGUCGGCCGUGGCUGUGUUUGUAUUUGAGUACUUCAGCCCAGUGGGUUACAAUCGCUGCCUGGCAGAUGGGCGAGAGCCGGGCGGUCCCUCAUUCACCAUCGGCAAAGCCAUCUGGCUGCUGUGGGGCCUGGUGUUCAACAACUCUGUGCCUGUGCAAAACCCCAAGGGGACCACCAGUAAGAUCAUGGUGUCGGUGUGGGCCUUCUUCGCUGUCAUCUUUCUGGCCUCCUACACUGCCAACCUGGCUGCUUUCAUGAUCCAGGAGGAGUAUGUCGACCAAGUGUCGGGCCUGUCAGACAAAAAGUUCCAGAAGCCCAACGACUUCUCGCCGCCAUUCCGGUUUGGCACCGUACCCAACGGAAGCACGGAGCGAAACAUUCGCAACAACUACCGGGACAUGCACAGCUACAUGACGAGUUUCCAUCAGAAGAAUGUAGAUGAGGCCCUGCACAGUCUGAAGAGCGGCAAACUGGACGCCUUCAUCUAUGAUGCGGCGGUGCUGAACUACAUGGCCGGCAGAGAUGAGGGAUGCAAGCUGGUAACCAUAGGUAGUGGAAAGGUGUUUGCCUCCACCGGCUACGGCAUCGCCAUCCAGAAGGACUCGGGCUGGAAACGGGCUGUGGAUCUGGCCAUCCUCAUGCUCUUUGGAGAUGGUGAGAUGGAGGAGCUGGAAGCCUUAUGGCUGACUGGGAUCUGCCACAACGAGAAGAACGAGGUGAUGAGCAGCCAGCUGGAUGUAGACAACAUGGCAGGGGUCUUCUACAUGCUGGGUGCCGCCAUGGUUCUGUCGCUCAUCACCUUCAUCUGCGAGCACUUGUUCUACUGGCAGCUGCGCUUCUGCUUCAUGGGCGUGUGCUCCGGCAAGCCCGGGGUCACCUUCUCCAUCAGCAGAGGUAUCUACAGCUGCAUCCAUGGGGUACAAAUAGAGGAAAACAAGUCAACUAUGGAUUCACCUUCAGCCACCAUGAACAUGAACAUGAACAACACCCACUCCAACAUCCUACGAUUGCUCCGCACUGCCAAGGAUAUGACCGCCAUCCCCGGAAUCAACGGUUCUCCGCAUGCCGCUCUGGAAUACAGCCACGGAGGCCGUGAUUCGGCGAUCUAUGAUAUCCAGGAGCACCGGCGCAGCCUGGCAGGCCACCCUGUGGACUGCAAGGCGGCGCCGCCUUACCUGCCGGAGGACAACAUGUUCAGUGACUACAUCAGCGAAGUGGAGAGGACUUUUGGCAACUUGCCCCUGAAGGACAGCAACCUGUACCAGGACCAUUACAUGCACCACCACCCGGCCUCGGCUCUGGGUAUGUCCGGCCCCCCGCCUAACAGGCCGCGUAGCUUAGGCAGCGCUAGUUCGUUGGAGGGGGGAAUGUUCGAUUGCGACAGUCUAGGGGGAGGGGUCGCACCCAUCUUCACCACCCAGCCCCGCGCCUCAAUGACUCACAGGAACACCAAUAAAUUCGACUUGAUUGCUGGCCACACCCCCACAGGUUCUAGCCAGGGGGGAUUCAAGGGAAGCAAUGUGUAUGGGAGGUUUUCUUUCAAAGGAGGUGCAUCCAGUACGGGGCUCAUCGGGGGUCAUGACAGGUUCUGUGGUGGAGGUGGGGGUGGGGGAGGCUCGGGGGGUGAUGAUGGGAACAUUCGCUCUGAUGUGUCGGACAUCUCCACGCACACCGUCACCUACGGCAACCUGGAGGGCAACAACAAGCGGCGUAAACAGUACAGGGACAGCCUGAAAAAGAGGCCGGCCUCGGCCAAGUGCAGACGGGAGCCGGACGAGAUAGAGCUCAGUGGCUUCAGGAGGAGACCCCACCACCACACCGUCCACCACCACUUUCCCCACGGCCCCCUGGCACACCGCUCGGCCUCACCACCCCUGGAGCGGAAGAGAGGAGGAGGGGGUAAUUCUUCGCCUUACUUAGUCCGCAAAGACAAAGAGAACCUGAGGGAUUUCUAUGCGGACCAGUUCCGCUCCAAGGAGGGCAAGGCCAAGUGGGAGCAGGAAAGUGGAAGUGGAGGAAGCGGUGUGGGCGGUGGUAGUGGUGGCGGUAUCUGUAAAAGCUUAGUGCCCGUGGAAGACUUCCUGAAAGGUAAAGGCAAGAAGUCAGAGUGUAAAGGUGGGCAUGGCUCAGUGGCAACAGGGCAGCAGGCUCACACCUGCUGGGAAAAGGGUGUUUCUGGGAUAGGAGGGGGAGGCAUAGCCGGGGGUGACUGGGAGUGUCGUAACUGCCACAGUGUAUCUCACCAUGGAGGAGGUGUGGGAGCAGGGGGUACAUGCCCAAAUACUGGGGCUGGGGGAGGCAGCAGCAGUCGCCCCAGCUCUGCUUCCUGCAAACGGUGUGACUCCUGUAAGAUGCAACCGAGCAACCUUUACAACAUCAGUGAGGAUAAUAAUAUGGUGUUCAAUGCAGGGCAGAGUAGUGUAGGACUGGGCCCAACACCAAAUCAGGCACAGCGCAGGAAGUUAGGACCAGGUGGGAGGGUCUUACGAAGGCAACACUCAUACGACACAUUUGUAGACCUGCAGAGGGAGGGUGCUGGCCGGAUGGGAGGGGCUGGCGGGCUUGGGGGGCAGCUUCCCCAGCCCCGAAGCGUGAGCUUGAAAGACAAAGACCGCUUCAUGGAGGGCACCAGCCCUUAUGCUCACAUGUUUGAGCGAUAUGCAGGCGAAAGGGAGUCAUCCUUGUUUGGUGGAGUUGGCGGGGAUAGGGCAAAAGGAGGUUCUUCAUUCAGUUUGUUCCGUGGAGGCGAAGGUGGGUUGCACCGGCGGUCAGUGGGGGAAAGAGACCUGAGGGACAGAGAUAGAGCUAUGAUGGGAGGUGGGGGCUGUGGUGGUGGUGGUGGUGGUGGUAGUGGUAGCAGAGGGGCCGGGACUUACUCCUUGUCUAAAUCUCUCUACCCAGAUAAGGUGAACCAGAACCCCUUCAUCCCAACCUUCGGCGAUGACCAGUGUCUAUUACACGGUGCCAAGCCGUACUACAUCAAAAAGCCACAGACGCAGCAACAGCAGCAGCAGCAGCAACUACUCAACAACAGCCGAGGAGGAGGGGACUUCCGAGGCUCCAUGGGAGCGACUUCCUAUUUACCUGCGUCGGCCACUGCUGGGGUGAUGUCCAAUGUGGCCCCCAGGUUCCCCAAAGAGCUGUGUCUGGGCGGGGUGGGAGGGCCCAUGGGGAACCACCAUGGAGCCAACAAGCUACUGCCAGGGGGCAGGGACGCGUUAGGUUUGGGGCAGGGACAGAGACCCUUCAACGGUGCCAGCAACGGACACGUUUAUGAAAAGCUCUCCAGCAUUGAGUCAGAUGUCUGA